AACCGAAUAAGGGGAAGGUUCCGAAGCUUCCACUGCGGUUGUUGGGCUCGGCAUCGGCAAAGUUUGAGAAAUCCACUGUACAGAGAAAGAGAAACUCGGAUGCUCACCAGAACCCGACCCGCCCGGCCGUGAGUUCUCAGGUCGGCGGCGUAGUUUCUACUUUGAAUUCUAGCUUCGGAAACAUCCAACGUUUAUCUGCAAUUACGGCCGAGAUCCCACGCACUUCAUCAAUGUUCUUUUGUGUUAGGGGUUGAAUGAGUUAUGGAAGAAACCUCUCUCACCAAUGAGUAUUCACCUCACGUGGAACACAGUGAAAUUCAUAAAGAUGGAGAUGGAGAUGAAGAUGCUCCAAUUUCAGAGUUAGAUGGCCAUAAUGGAAGAAAAGAAUUUGUUCAACCUGCUGUUGGAAUGGAAUUCGAGUCAUAUGAGGAUGCUUAUAAUUACUAUAAUUGCUAUGCUAAGGAAGUGGGUUUUCGUGUUAGAGUGAAGAAUUCAUGGUUUAAGCGGAAUAGUAGGGAAAAGUAUGGUGCGGUGCUUUGCUGCAGCAGCCAAGGUUUCAAAAGAAUUAAAGAUGUUAACCGAUUAAGAAAGGAUACCAGAACUGGUUGUCCUGCAAUGUUAAGGAUGAGGCUAGUGGACUCACAAAGAUGGAGGGUUCUUGAAGUUACACUUGAGCACAACCAUUUAUUAGGUUCUAAGAUAUACAAAUCGAUGAAGAAGGCGAAUGGUCCACCUAAAAGGAAGACACAAUUGAGUUCUGAUGCCGGAGAUCGAACUAUCAAAUUGUAUCGAGCACUUGUGAUAGAUGCAGGUAGUAGUGGGACCGCAGAUGUUAAUGCUAAAAAAGUCCGAAUUUUUCCUGAUCAUUCAAAUCAUUUGAACCUUAAAAAAGGUGAUUYGCAAGCCAUUUAUAACUACCUAUGUCGUAUGCAGUUGACUAACCCAAACUUCUACUACUUGAUGGAUCUCAACGAUGAAGGGCGCCUGCGCAAUGUAAUUUGGGUCGAUGCUCGGUCAAGAGCUGCAUGUGCUUUUUUUGGUGAUGUUGUUUGCUUUGACAACUCAUAUUUGUCUAAUAAAUACGAGAUUCCGCUUGUGGCCUUUGUUGGAAUAAAUCACCAUGGUCAGUCAGUGCUGCUUGGUUGUGGCCUCUUGGCUGGUGAGACAACAGAGUCUUAUACUUGGUUAUUUAAAGCCUGGCUGUCAUGUAUGUCUGGCCGCUCUCCUCAAACAAUUAUUACGGAUAGGUGCAAUCAUUUGCUAGCUGCAAUUGCAGAGGUAUUUCCGAAGUCUCAACAUCGCUUUGGUUUGUCGUGCAUCAUGAAGAAAGUACCUGAAAAAUUGGGAGGAUUGCGCAAUUAUGAUGCCAUCAGGAAGGCAUUUAAUAAAGCAGUUUAUGAAACUCUGAAAGUGAUUGAAUUUGACUCUGCUUGGGGAUUCAUGAUUCAGCGCUUUGCAAUUGGCGAUCAUGAAUGGCUUAGAUCUCUGUUUGAAGACCGAGGUCGGUGGGCUCCCGUUUAUCUGAAAGACACAUUUUUUGCUGGAAUUUCUGCCAUGCGUCAAGGGGAGAAGCAAAAUCCCUUCUUUGAUAGGUAUGUUCACAAACAAACGCCGUUGAAAGAAUUUCUUGACAAGUAUGAACUGGCUUUACAAAAGAACCACAAGGAAGAAGCCUUUUCUGAUAUCGAAUCAAGAAACUCUUUUCCCACUUUAAAAACAARAUGUUCUUUUGAGUUGCAGCUCUCCAAAGUAUUCACAAGAGAAAUAUUCACGAGAUUCCAAUUCGAAGUUGAAGAAAUGUAUUCAUGCUUCAGCACAACACAGUUGCAAGUUGACGGACCAUUGAUCAUAUUCUUGGUGAAGGAACGUGUAGUGGUCGAGGGUAACAGGAGGGAGAUUCGAGAAUACGAGGUCCUUUACAACAGAACAGCGGGUGAAGUUCGUUGUAUAUGCAGUUGCUUUAACUUCUAUGGAUAUCUAUGUCGCCACGCAUUGUGUGUUCUUAACUUCAAUGGGGUCGAGGAGAUCCCUUCUAAGUACAUUUUAUCGCGAUGGAAAAAGGAUUAUAAGCGAUUGUAUGUUCCAGAUUACGAAACCAACCUUGCAGAUGUUCCGGACCGUGUGCAAUGGUUCAAUCAGUUGUACAAAUGUGCUUUACAAGUUGUAGAAGAAGGGGUGAUUUCUCUGGACCAUUACAAGGCUGCAUUGCAAGCUUUUGAGGAAUCGUUGAGUAGGGUUCAUGAAGUAGAAGACAAGCAUGAAUAACUGRAUAACUGAGAGCCUCGGCUCGGUCUAAAUUACGUGCUCURUUGAGAUAGGAGUAGUUUUUGUUAAGCAUCGAUACAAAAGAAUUUACUGUGAAUUAGUGUAAAAAGUCUUCUUUUCUCUUUUGUGAAUCUGGUGCUUGUUUUAAAUCUUCUCCAUGAAGUUGAAGAUAUUAAAAGUUGGAAGAAUGGGGGAGACUUGAAUAAAGGGGGCUUAAUUAUUGGAA
This is a messenger RNA of Momordica charantia (bitter melon), 2491 nucleotides long. RefSeq names its product FAR1-related sequence 6 (gene FRS6). Lineage: Eukaryota; Viridiplantae; Streptophyta; Magnoliopsida; Cucurbitales; Cucurbitaceae. Gene Ontology annotation, molecular function: zinc ion binding. The record is from RefSeq and is a predicted model, not a curated record. Gene Ontology annotation, biological process: regulation of DNA-templated transcription.